AUGUGGUUGGCAUGUCUGGUGACAGCUGCGCUGCUGCCAACACUCAUCCUGGUGUCCCCCGUGACGACACUGCUGUGCAGGCGGCUCUUGAAGAGAGCGAGGAUAGAUGGCGACGUUGAGUCGGCUAGUGUAUGGCUCUCGUGGCCAGCAACUCUCAACGUGGCAGUUAAGUCACUGACCGUCAGGAAUCCUGAUGGGUUCCAUCAUGAGAACCUGGCGAUGUUGGGGUCGUUCUUCUGUUCGAUCAAGCUCUUCUCCAUCUUGAGGAAGUGUGUGAAGAUGGAAAAGAUACUGAUCGAACAACCCAGGCUGUGGGUCGAAAGGAAGGAGAAGAGGGGUCUCAACCUGUCGGUCUUUGUCAGCAAGAUGAAGAACAAGGAGGUUGAAGAAGUCAGCGAGGAGGAGGAGAACGCGCAGGCUGAUCUGCUGCUGUCGCUGCUCGGGUUGGUUCCAGAAACAGCAGAGGCAUUCAUUGGAAACGUCACGCAAGCUAUCAACGCCUCAGAUGGGAUUGCAGACCUUGCCUUCUCCACCGGGCAGAACCUUGCAGACAAGACCAAGAACGUGUUGGAGCUCGGGUUAGACUUUGUGAAGAACAAGGCUACCGAGGUACACCAGGACAUCUCCUCUGCCGGAGGGAUCGACAAGUGGGCCGUUGACGGCGUGAAGAAGCUCUCGAGUCAAGUGCGCGAAACUGCACAGGGAGCGACAGAAGCUGCGAACAACCAAGGGAUCCACGGGGUGACUUCUUACCUUAGGACGGAAGUGAGCAAGACGGCAACCAACCUGACGGACCAGGCUGAGGAUGCGAUCCUGUACGAGUUGCUGCACAGGAAGGUGGCCGGGUGCUACGAGGAGGAGAAGAAGACCAAGUAUGUACAAGUGACCCAGUUCGAGAUCGUCGGCCUCGAGAUCGACGCGGAUCUCAUGCUGGAUGCGAAGCAGCAGAAGGUGGGCAAGCUGGUGGGGGCGAGCAUCCGGCUGCUGUCCGAGGACCUGGUGCCACAUCCCAACGCCGCCUUUCAGAAGGGGCUGCCGGUCGAGGAGUUCAAGCGAAGAGUUCUUGUCAUCAUCAACCACGAGAUGCGAAGGGAGAACUCCUCCAAGAUCAUCAAGUUGGCCAGCAGCGGGCUGAAGCAGUCCGUCGCUGUCCCCGGUUGGAUGCUGCCGAAGGCAAAGCAGAGCGCCAUGGACUACAUCGAUGGGUUUGCUACUGGCCUGACAGGGAUGGUGAAGGACGCGGGCUCUUCCUCAGCGAAAUCCUCGCAAGAAAAGGGCCAGAACUUGAGCUCGAGCAACACCAGCACGAGCAGCAAGGAGAAGCAAGAAACUCAGGGUGACAAGGCUGCGCAAGAUCAGCCUGCCCCUCCCGUCACGGGAGAACACUCGACUCUCCCUGACGCAGAGGCUUCGUUGUGUGCAGAUCCCUCGCAGCUAUCGAACGCGAGCGAGGAAAGGGAAGCAGAGGGUCUAGGAGGCACCGCAGUCCCAGGGAUAAAGGCAGACAGGCCUCAAGGAUCCUCCCCGCGCCCUGCAGCACAUGCGACAGCCCAGGGCUCUUCCAGUCCCUCCGGGGUAGUGGAGGAGCCCAAGGACGAGGGUGCACGAGGGAAGCAGGCAGUAGAGACUGCUGGCAAGAAAGUCGAUGCAGAAGCGAGUCAGGGAAGCGCUGGAGAUCAACUUGGAAGUGGUUCUGGCAAGAGCGAAGAGGGCAAGAGGAAUGACAGGAAUGGUCUGGCAGGCGAAGUUCCGAGUCAAGUCGUCAAGCCAGGAGGUGCUGACAAAGCUGGCGGGCCGAGCAAAGCAGGUGUAAGCGAUCAGGCAAAGUUAACGUCCUCGAACAAGAAUACGAGCGCUGGCAAGAGAGAGAAAAAGGCGGGACCGAUGCAGCUUGCAGAACUUCCAGACACGCUUGCAAAACUUUCUGAGAGCGCCAUUGAAGAUGCGGGGAAGACGAUUCAAGGGGCUCUAGAUGGAUUCGGACAAGCUCUGGGCUCCCUGGGCUUCAAAGGUCAGAGCGGCUUCAAAGGUCAGAGCAGCCCACGGUCGUACUGA
Guillardia theta CCMP2712 is the source of this 2055-nucleotide messenger RNA. RefSeq lists its product as hypothetical. The coding region runs from base 1 to 2055 and encodes 684 amino acids. The transcript has 14 exons. The record is from RefSeq and is a predicted model, not a curated record. Lineage: Eukaryota; Cryptophyceae; Pyrenomonadales; Geminigeraceae.